This is a messenger RNA of Zygosaccharomyces rouxii, 2373 nucleotides long. It is a transcript of the gene KEX2, whose product is annotated as kexin KEX2. The record is from RefSeq and is a predicted model, not a curated record. NCBI's taxonomy places the organism in Eukaryota, Fungi, Ascomycota, Saccharomycetes, Saccharomycetales, Saccharomycetaceae. The coding region runs from base 1 to 2373 and encodes 790 amino acids. Gene Ontology annotation, biological process: protein processing. Gene Ontology annotation, molecular function: serine-type endopeptidase activity. The transcript has a single exon. Gene Ontology annotation, cellular component: trans-Golgi network; Golgi membrane.
AUGAAAGUAAGCACAAUUACGGGGCUGCUUGCUACGGUUUACAUGGCUUGUGGGGGAUAUUCACAACAGGUACCCACAAAGGACCAUGAACUGCGUAGGUACUUUGCCAUUGAAAGUGAGUUGAGUUUAGCUGAACUGCAGGAAAAGUAUCCACACUGGAAAUUUGAGCAUGCUGUGCGUGGAUUGGAUUCUCACAUAGUUUUCUCCACAUUAAAGAACAAUGAUGAUGAUAAUGAUAAUGGUAAUGUUAAAAGAGAAUUAAAUACAGAUGAUAAUAUUAUCUCUCAUGAAGAAUUGCUACCGCAUCGGUUGUACAAGAGAACUCCCAUAGACUCAAGUAUGACUCCUUUGAAGGAAGCUGAAUUAAAAUUAAAUAUUCAUGAUCCUUUGUUUGAAAAACAAUGGCAUUUAAUAAAUACCAACUAUCCGGGGAAUGAUGUCAAUGCCACAGGACUUUGGUAUGAAAAUAUUACCGGUCAUGGCGUGGUAGCUGCUAUUGUAGAUGAUGGAUUAGAUUAUGAGAGUGAAGAUUUGAAAGAUAAUUUCUGUAAAGAAGGUUCAUGGGAUUUUAAUGAUAAUACUAAGUUACCUAAACCAAGAUUAGAUGAUGAUUACCAUGGUACCCGUUGUGCAGGUGAAAUUGCGGCUGUUCCUAACGAUUUUUGUGCUGUCGGUGUAGCGUUCAAUGCUAAAUUGUCAGGAAUUAGAAUUCUUAGUGGUGAAAUCACUGCUGAACAAGAAGCUGCAUCUCUAAUUUACGGUUUGGAUAUCAACGAUAUCUAUUCGUGUUCUUGGGGGCCGGCAGAUGAUGGUAGACAUUUACAAGGUCCAACAGACUUGGUUAGAAAAGCUCUUGUGAAAGGUGUCCAAGAAGGAAGAGACAAAAAAGGAGCCCUCUACGUAUUUGCAAGUGGUAACGGUGGUGCAUUCGGUGAUAACUGUAACUACGAUGGCUAUACGAAUUCCAUCUAUUCCAUUACAGUGGGGGCCCUAGAUCAUAAGGGAUUACAUCCUUCCUAUUCUGAAAGUUGCUCUGCUCUGAUGGUAACUACCUACUCUUCAGGUAGUGGUGAAUUUAUCCAUACUACUGAUAUUAAAGGUCAAUGUUCAGAAACUCAUGGGGGUACUUCGGCUGCUGCACCUUUAGCCGCCGGUAUUUAUGCAUUGAUUCUAGAAGCAAACCCUAAUUUGACUUGGAGAGAUGUUCAAUAUCUAUCUGUUUUAUCUGCAAGGGAGAUCAACGAUAAUGAUGGUGAAUGGCAACAAGGUGCUCUUGGUAGAAGAUAUUCCCACAAAUAUGGAUAUGGUAAAAUUGAUGCUUACGCCAUGGCAAAGAUGGCAACCACUUGGAAAAACGUUAACCCACAAGCUUGGUACUAUACAAAAACCCAAUCUGUAAAUCAAAAUACCAAUGAGACCUCACAUGAAUUGAGAUCCCAUUUCACCAUUAAAGAGAAAGAUUUGAAAAAUGCUAAUUUCAAAAGAGUUGAACACAUUAUUGUAACUGUAGAUGUGGAUACUGAUUUACGUGGUGCUACUACAAUUGACUUAAUUUCACCUUCAGGUAUAGUCUCCAAUUUAGGUGUGGUACGUAAAUAUGACAAUUCCAAUGAGGGCUUCAAGGAAUGGAGUUUCAUGUCUGUGGCCCAUUGGGGUGAAAACGCUGUUGGUGAUUGGCAGUUACGUGUCAAUACUAAACAAGAUGGUAGGCUAGUAACUUUUAACAACUGGCGUCUAAAACUAUUUGGUGAAUCAAUAGAUGCUUCAAAGGCUGUUCCUUUCAAAUUUGGUAAUGAUAAAGAACUGGACUCUGAACCAAGUGAAUCCACUGCUGCACCUUCAACAAGCACUUCCCCAAUACCAUCAACUGCAUCCACUCAUGAAUCUGCUCAUACCAGUACUACCCAAACACCUACUACUGCUACUACUACAGCUCCAUCCUCGUCCGCUGCAAUGACAACAUCUGAUUCUAAUUUCGAAGGUUCGCGUACUCGUAUUUUCCCACCUACACAGGCAAUGCACUAUUUCCUGGCCUUAUUUGCUGCAGGUGCAGUGUUUUUGGUCCUGUAUUUUACAGUGUUUUUAAGAUCAAGAAGAAGAAUACGAAGAUCAAGGGCUGAGACUUACGAAUUCGACAUCAUUGACACAGAUUCUGACUAUGAAUCUACCAUGGAUAACAGUUUAGCUACUAACAGUCGUAUGCUAGAUACUGGUGAUGUCGAAGAUUUCGAUUUUGACGUCUCUGACGAUGAUUACGUUGCUGCUACUGAUGAACAGGAGGGAGAUGAACCAGUGGCAACAGAGCAAAGCGGAUCACAAGAAGCUCUGAAUGAUGCUCCACCUGAGGGUGACAGUCACACACCCAAAAGCUGA